UGGUUUUGCCUUAUGUGCCGCGUCACUUUGCAGCUAUCGUUGAAGUCAUAUCACGGCGGUAAUAAGCAACGCAAGUCAUAUCGCAGUUCGGGACUCUGGUUAGGAAGGAAGGAUGACCGCGUUCUAUCCUACAAAUCGGGGUUUACGUUAGAUCAUCCUACCAACUACUGUGGGGAUGUGCGUCGACAGCGGCUCGGUAAAUCUAGAAGCACUAAGGGAAUGCUUUGAGCCUCCUCAAAUGCAGCCCUGUAGCGCUCUUUCACGCCAGCGCGAUUGCGCGAAGCGCGAAAGCGAAGUCGCUUCAUCGGAGAAAGGAGAGGGGGAGAUGAGCGACGGCGACGCAGUGACAAUAGGAGAGAAGGAAAAAGGAGAGGUGGAGAUAAUAGGGGGAAAGAGGACGGAGAAAGGACUGGGGGAGAUGAGUUACGGCGACGCAACGACACCAGGGACAAUGGGAUGCAACGAGGCGACGGAGCAAAACGACGGUGACUAUCGCAGCAGUCAUCGCGACAGCCGUCACAGCAGUCCUCGCAGCAGCCUGCGAAGCAGCAGGAGCAACAGCUGCGACGGUUUCGAUUUCGCCCGGGCGUUCAGGGGACUGCCGCCGCGACUGUCGUUUCAAGAUGACGACGCUUCGCCGGACUUUUUCUCGGGAAGCACGGCGACAACGUCGCGGUCGAUCGAUUCGCCGAUCCAAGCGGUUCGUUCUCACAGCGGCGGCUUCCCGGGCCGCUUUCGCACCGGUUUCCGCGGGGAGUUUCGCGGCGACGUUCGCGUCGACUUCCGCGGCGACAUUCGCGGUGACUUCCGCGGCGAGCUUCACGGCAGUGCUGACGGCGACGGUGACGGCGAGGGGGAGGAUUUCCAGGGAGCUCAGAAUGUCGCGAUCUGGCCUGCGGCGGAAAAAAUAUCGGAUCUGGCCGUCCGAGAGCGUUCGACCGAUUCGUUCGGAGAAGCAUCGUCGAAUGGCCUGGGUCUUGACGGUGGCUUUAAGACACGUGACUAUAUAGCACGUGAAAGUAUGGCUCGUGGUGCAUGCGGUGGCUCCGGAGAUGAAGGCGAACGGGCUCCGUUAGAAGCUGACUCGAAGCAAGCGUUAGUGGCUCCCCAGCAGAGCUUGUGGAAAAUGUUUCGCGAAUCGGCGGGGUCGGGACCGCGACCCACUGCGUCGGCGAUUUCCGCCGCGGCGACGGAGGCGACGGAGGCGACGGAUGCGACGCCGUGUCUUCACUCGAAGCCCGACGAUGGGCCACGUCAGCAACCGGACGACGGGGAAGAUCGCGAUCAACCGCGACCGCGAUCGCGAGUGGUUAUGCAGAAAGAUUUGAGUGAAAGCGUUGCUACCACGUCAUCCCAUGAUCGCGUCGCUGCCACGUCAUCAGCCUUCUCGAAGGAGCUGGUUGACGAGGCUGCUGAGCUGGCUGAACGCUGGAGCCGAUUGCUUCGACACACGUGUCCACAGGACGGAAGCAGGCGGCCUACUAGCACUUGUAGCUCUAACGCCGAGUCGCAGAACAACUUGAACAACAAGAACGAAUCACUGGGUUUGGCAGAGCUCGCGCUUCGUGGAAGCUGCGGCGGCGCGCCGCAGAUCGCGCUGGUGUUUAUCAAUAGUAACGAAGGCCAGGAGCCGGGAAGCGAGGUGCAGGAGGGCCAUGAUUUUUCGCAACAGUUCGCUUCUGAUCGCGAAGCAAAGACGAAAGGGGAGGCGAACGGAAAGGCGGCUUGUGUGGAAGAGGUUCGGGUACAAGGCAGGCUGAUCCGAACCUCUUUGUGGGGCGAGUUUCGGCAACAGCAGCAGCAGCAGGGACAGGUUCGGAAGACAGGGCAACAGGUAUGGGAGCAGGCACGGGGGCAAGGGGGGCAGGAGCAGAAAAAUCCGCAGCAGAGCCUUGCUUGCGCUAAGCCAAAAGUCUUUCUGUGGGAGCAAUUUCAGAUUCAGAAAAGGGACGAGGUGGAAGAGAAGCAGCAGCAGCAGCAGCAGCAGCAGCAGCAGCAGCAGCAGCAUCAGGAGGAGGAGGAGGAAGGAGACAAAGAUGUCGAAACAGUGUCGCUGGCAAGUGGGCUGUUAGGCAAUUCUUUCAGCUUCUUCAAACUGCCCGAUGGGGCAGAGCUAAAAUCUCUGGGAUCCGAAAAUCAGUGCACGGGUGACCCUGAGGACUACCCUCAAAAGCCAUUGGGGGAACCACGCGACAAGCCACCUGAAGGGGAACAGAAAGAAAACUCGGAAUCUUGCAUUCUGACAUGCGAGGAUCAGCAAAGGCCGGAUAGCACACAAGAGUCACAAAAGUUGCCGUGUAGUCCACCCAAGAGUCCUAUCACCCCAUUUGAUUCCCAGAAUUGGCUGCUGACGCCGUACCAGCACUGUUGUACUCGCCGAUGGAGCAUGGAUGAUGGUCUUAUGGAGGCGAGUCAGCAGCGCACGGACCACCAUGACCACUUGUAUCAUCAUCCCCGGAUGAGCCUGGAUGAUGUGAGCCUUGAGUCGACUCAUGGAAGGAGCCUGGACCUUGACUUGGAUCACUGCAUGAGCACACAGAGCCGAGAUAAGUCUUUGGGAAUUCUAGACAACCUGUGCAGUGAGGGAAGAAGCAGUUGUUGCAGCAGUGGGCUCUGCCAUCCGUGCCUGUCCAAGUGCGGUGGAAUCCAGAAUGGUGGAGAGGGGUGGAAACGCAGCAGCACGCCGCAGCGCGAUAGUGGCGGGGCUCUGAACUGUGGGGAGUCUGCCCUGGUGCAGCAAUUGCAGAUGUGUCAGCUGCAGGAGGUUCAUCGGAGGGCGUGCCCGUCGAAGCGGCAGCAGAUGCGGUGCUUGCAUCAGCAGCAGCAGCAGACGGCGCACUUGAGGCUGGUGGAGAGGCCGAGACGGCGAAGACACAUGCGAGAGGAGCGUGGGUUGGUGAUGGCACGACUGAUGGGCAUGCAACUGGCAUGAAUCAUGAGGCUUCUCAAGACAGAUGCAUCACAAUGUGUGCUGGUGACACAAACAGUGACCAUGCAGCUGACAUGCAGCAUGGGUGGUGGGGGGGAGCACAGAGCUGACACGCACCAUGGGUGGUGGUGGAUUGAGCAUGCACCAUGGAUGGUGGAGGAAGUGAGCAUCGCUGGCAUGCGGCAUGGGUGGUGGUAGUGAGCAAGCACGCCAAGCCCACACACAUCUAAUCCAUUCCAAUGUUUUUCAAUUAUCCUAAUGUAACGCUUAUUCUUUCUACUAAUUUGUUUCGUUACACUUCUGUACCACACCUAUG
Closterium sp. NIES-67 is the source of this 3245-nucleotide messenger RNA. The record is from the annotation of a GenBank genome assembly. Lineage: Eukaryota; Viridiplantae; Streptophyta; Zygnematophyceae; Desmidiales; Closteriaceae.